AUGGGUCUCCCCGCUUUCAAGGCCCCGACAUCCGACGAAGCCAAGUCGGCCACCACAGUGACGGACGCUGCCCCGACUCGCUCCCAUGAUGAGGCAACAGUCUCAGGCACAGGUACAGGCCCAAGUACAAGAUCAGGCUCAGGCGCAGGCUCAGGCGCAGGCUCAGGCGCAGGUACCAACACUGGUGCUGGAAUCACGCGGGAAAAGACGGCUGAGGAGUUAGAGGCCGACGCGGUGUACGAGGAGAGGAUGGAGGAGGAGUAUGCUAAGAGAGAUGGGGGUGCGUAA
Molecule: messenger RNA, 288 nt
Organism: Geosmithia morbida
Lineage: Eukaryota; Fungi; Ascomycota; Sordariomycetes; Hypocreales; Bionectriaceae
Exons: 1
Coding region: 1-288 (95 amino acids)
Source: RefSeq, a predicted model, not a curated record